Pungitius pungitius (ninespine stickleback) is the source of this 5706-nucleotide messenger RNA. RefSeq names its product aggrecan b (gene acanb). The transcript is spliced from 18 exons. Gene Ontology annotation, cellular component: perineuronal net; synapse. Gene Ontology annotation, molecular function: hyaluronic acid binding. Gene Ontology annotation, biological process: positive regulation of neuroblast proliferation; glial cell differentiation; skeletal system development. Bases 117 to 4031 code for a protein of 1304 amino acids. Lineage: Eukaryota; Metazoa; Chordata; Actinopteri; Perciformes; Gasterosteidae. The record is from RefSeq and is a predicted model, not a curated record.
CAACAUCUAAAUGUGUGGUGGAGUUUGAAUAAAGCUUCUUUCUGCUCUCCUACUCCUCGGAGUGAGAGACCCUCGGAGUUGCUGGCCCGGGAGCUUUUGGAGCAUCGACGGUAACCAUGACGCCCCUACUUCUGCUGUGUGUGUCCUUGACCAUCAUCUCUGCAACAGUAUCGUUUGAGCUUGACAACCAAAAGGAAUUGGAUGGCACAUUGCGUGUCAGCAUCCCCGUGGAGAUGCCUCUCCGUCCUCUACUGGGAAGCAAGGUGGUGGUGCCCUGUUAUUUCCAGGAAAACACCAUCAAUGACCCCGGAGCCCCGACCGUUGCCCCGACGGUCAGCCCACUCUCCCACCGCAUCAAAUGGACCUACGUCACCAAGGACAAAGUAACCACCAUCCUGGUGGCGUCUAGGGGGAAAGUUAAAGUAGAGGCGGAGUAUUUGGACAGAGUGACGAUGAUCAACUACCCGCUUGUCUCCACUGACGCCAGUCUGGAGAUAACGGAGCUGAGGUCCAAAGAUUCUGGCAUCUACCGCUGUGAGGUGAUGCACGGCAUUGAGGACAACUAUGACUCUGUGGACAUCCAAGUUCAGGGUAUCGUGUUCCACUACCGAGCCAUCUCCACCCGCUACACCCUGACGUUUGAGAAGGCAAAGGCAGCCUGCAUCCAGAACAGUGCAACCAUCGCCACCCCGGCCCAGCUCCAGGCCGCCUACGAUGAUGGAUACCACCAGUGCGAUGCCGGAUGGCUCUCUGAUCAGACUGUCAGGUACCCCAUCCAUGAGCCGCGGGAGCGUUGCUUCGGAGAUAAGGAGGACUUCCCUGGCGUGAGAACCUAUGGUGUGAGGGAUGUCAACGAGACCUACGAUGUGUACUGUUUUGCUGAGAAGCUGUCAGGCAGGGUCUUCUACUCCAUGUCAGUCGAGAAGUUUAGCUUCUAUGAAGCAGGAGAUCAGUGUGCCAAACUUGGUGCCCGUCUCGCCACCACCGGAGAGCUUUACCUGGCCUGGAAGGCCGGCAUGGACGUGUGUAACGCUGGCUGGCUGGCGGACAGGAGCGUACGCUACCCGAUCAACAUCGCCAGGCCUCAGUGCGGAGGAGGCCUCCUGGGAGUGAGAACCGUCUACCUGUUCCCCAACCAGACGGGAUACCCCAACCCUGACUCUCGCUACGAGGCUGUCUGUUUCGGAGAGGGCGAGGUCACCGUGGGUGAGAGCACCACCCCUUUCCCAGACAUCAUCCGCAUGACACCUGAACCGGGGACGUACCCGGGCAUCACCCUGUCACCUGGGGGAGCGGAAAUCAAGGGUGGAGAAAUUGACACCUUCACUCCAGUGCCCAUCCCCCCCAGUGUGACAGACCCAGAAGCUACAAUGGCUCCCACAGGUGUGGUGUUCCACUACCGACCCAUCACCGGUCGGUACACUCUGACUUUCGUGGAGGCUCAGCAGGCCUGCCAGAGCAUCGGAGCGGUCAUCGCCAGCUCCCUGCAGCUGCAGGCGGCCUUCGAGAAGGGCCUUCACCAAUGUGAUGCCGGCUGGCUGCGCGACCAGACCGUGAGGUAUCCCAUCGUGUCACCCAGAGAUAACUGUGCCGGUAAUCUGCCCCACCUCCCAGGAGUCCGUUCCUACGGACCCAGACCAGCCAGCGAACGUUACGAUGUGUAUUGUUAUGUGGAACGUCUGCAAGGUGAGGUCUUCUUCACCAGUGACUACGAUAGCUUCUCCUACGAGGAAGCUGUGCAGCACUGUCAGAAACUCAACACCACCUUGGCCACCACCGGGCAGCUCUUCGCGGCCUGGAACCAGGGGCUCGACAAGUGCCGUCCAGGCUGGUUGAUGGACCGCAGUGUCCGCUACCCGAUCACAACCCCCAAGUCCCACUGUGGAGGCGGUCAGGUUGGGGUCCACAUCAUUUACACCUACCCCAACCAGACAGGGUUUCCCGAUGAGCAUUCACGUUAUGACGCCUACUGUUUCAAAGCUGAAGUUCCAGUUGUUCAAUUUGAGAAUGAAACUGAUGUGAAUCUGACAAUCGUGACAGUGGAUUUCAUCAACAAGACAACAGUCACAGUUGAUUACUUUGCUCCAACAGCUGAAACUACUGGACAAUACAAUAAAAAUGAAACCUAUGUCAACAUUACUGAUAUUGAGGUACCCAUCAAGGAGACCAUCAUCAAACCUCAGGAAGCUGUGCAAAAUGUGGAAUCCCGUUUACCUCUGCUCCCUAAUGAAGUCUCCGGCUCCGGUUCAGCUGAUCACUCGGCCAGUGGGGAGGGCUCUGGUGCGUCCGGUGCCUCCGGUUCCAGCGGUGACGCCUCUGGCUCCGGACAAACCGUCGUCUUCAGCGGAAGCACCGACGUUUUCUCCGGGGAACAGUCCGCCUCUGGAGGCCCACAGGAGGCGGAAGGUGGAAGUGCUUUCCUCAUCACAUCUGGAGAACUCGGUAGUGCAUCCGGAUCCGGGGGAUCAGGGGGAUCUGGGGGAUCUGGGGGAUCUGGGGGAUCCGGGGGAUCCGGGGAGGGGGUCGACACGCAACACUCCGGCUUCGGUGUAUCCGGAUCGGGUUUUAUCAGCGGAAGUGGGGACUUCAGUGGCAGUGGCGGAGACUCUGUGAUCAUCAUGGUGGAUGGGAAGAUGGUGGAGGUGUCGAAAACUCACCAAAAGCUCACUGACCAGGAGUUAGGCCAGGGAGGCAUUGACAGCAGCGGCUCUUUCUUGGAAUCAAGUACCUCGGGAUCUGGAGGUAUGUCCGCUUCGGGCUCUGGCGAAUUUUCCGGCAUCUCAUUUGUCGACCACAGUGCCGUUGACCUGACAGGCGAGCCGUCUGGGGAACAGGAAGUAUCUGGAUAUCGGCCUUCUGGAUCCGGGUUUUCAAGCGGCUUUCCAAGCGGCUUUCCAAGUGGCUUUCCAAGUGGCUUUCCAAGUGGUUUUCCUUCUGGUUUUCCAUCCGGGGUCUCGGGCUCUGCCUCUGGAGACUUUAUUCUGCACCGUGGUGAUGAUGUGAGCUUUGUAACAUACAAUGAGAUCCCAGUAACCCUACUGCCGCCGCUGCAAGUCCCUGAGCAGGGCCGUGGGGUGGUGGAGGUCAGCGGUGAAGGAAGCGGUUCGGGGGUCGCCCAUGAGUUCAGUGGCGCUUUGGAACAAAGCUUGCAUUUCUCGGGAAGCGGAGCCCACGAUGAAAAACCUCAGACUCACACCGAGCUCAUUGCCAAUCUCGGCCAAUCAGGCCUCGGGGAGGAGAGUGAGGAAAGCCUUGCGGGACCUACUCUGGAUGUAGUGACUCCAGACGCGGCCUACACCAGUCCAACCACAGCCCCGUCAGUGUCAUUCGUGACCCCUGCUGUAGUGGAGCAGCCUGAAGUGGUGGAUGCUGUGCAGGGCUGCGCUGAGGGCUGGCUGGAGUUCAUGGGCAGCUGUUACCUCGACCUCCCCGGGCGAGCUUCCUGGUCUGAGGCUGAGCAACGCUGUCAGGAGGUCAACGCCCACCUGGUUAGCAUCGGAUCCCAGGAGGAGCUACAGUUCAUCAACUCCAACGGCCGGGACUACCAGUGGAUUGGGCUCAAUGACAAAGAUGUGCUGAACGAGUUCCGCUGGACAGACGGAAGCCCUCUUACAUUUGAGAGCUGGAGGCCCAACCAGCCAGAUAACUACUUCAACUCCGAGGAGGACUGUGCAGUGAUGAUCGGGCACGAGGGCGGACAGUGGAGCGGCAUGCCCUGCGACAAUCGCCUUCCCUUCACCUGCAAGACCGGACCAGUCACGUGUGGGGCUCCCCCCGACGUGGAACACGGCCGGCCGAUGGGCAGCGGCCGAGAGCGCUACCCGGUCGACUCCAUCGUCCGCUACCAGUGUGACGCCGGCUACACGCAGCGCCACCUGCCAGUCGUGCGCUGCAUGCCAGGCGGACAGUGGGAGGAGCCACAAGUGGAAUGUACAGAAGCCGGCGCCAGCAGCAACAGGCUACACAAAAGAUCCCUCAGGAGGAGAAGUAAAGGGGUCGGCAGCCAACAGCGACAGAGGAAGCUGCACUGAGCAGCAAUGAAAAGGACAUAGAACAGAGAGCCACAAAGGACCCCCUCUUGGAAAGAAGCAUGGACACCAAUGCAAAUGCCGGACCAAAAAGAUAAUAGUCCCCACCAUGUAUUUACACACACACACACAUACACACACACACUAAAGCACAUUUAUACAGUGAUAGUGUACUUGACUGAUGAUUUGGAUCUUUGAGCGUCACCCUGCACCUUCUGAAGGCAGUUUUUUUCUGUGUAUUUGUACUGUCUAAUUUAUAGCUGUGAUCUAGUAUUUGGGAAGCAUUAUCUCAUUGCACAUUUUUCUGGUUGCCAGCACUGCAUACAAAGUAGAUGAAAUAGCCAGAGGCUUUAGAGUGACACACACACACAGUCCAAAUCAGCCCAAUUUAGUGUUUUCGAUUGCAGCUGGAUUCUCUGAAGUCAAACACAUUGUCACGCAAACUUUUGCUAUAUCUUUAGGGUAUUUUUUAUAGAUUUGUGUUUCAGUAGUUUUUAUAACUUUUGUUCUGUCUCUAAAGACUUUAAUUGUGUGUCAGCCUGGCGAGACGAAAACUGUUUCCUAAGUCGUAGCCGAAGACCGUGAUUCGCAAAUGUUAUGAUUAGAACGAAAGCCUGGUUAGCGGGGGGGGGAAAAUUACCUGCUGGUACGUCGGGGGAAACUUAUCUGCAUCACUCAGAGGCCCGAAAAAAAACAUGUCACAACCUUCGGUUUGAGAGCCACAACACUGCAUCACACAUACCGAGAAAAAAAAGAUUGUGCUGUUCCGAUCCAAUGGCGAAAAUAGAAAAUCCAAGUUCAAGAUGUGAUUAAAGUCGCUGCAACAGACCUGCAUUGAAAUAAUCAGCACUCGCGCACUUUUUUCGGAAGUCAGCCAGUCAAUUCUGUGCCAAUCAUUUGAAUCGAGUGCACUUUAAAACACGAGAGAGCGGCCAGUCCUCGCCAUGCAGCCGAAAACCAAGCGAGACGUGCGGUGUGGCGCCGAGGCCCGGGACCAGGUCACCAAAAGAAGCGCGCCCCGGGUUCCGCAGGUCGGACUUUCGUGACUUUUAAAGAGCGACCCACGAAUCCUCUCGGCAGAGAUGGAGACUCAGUGUUUGCUGAACGGCUGACGUUUUGCACUGUAAAUAUUCCCUGAGCAGCAGGAUCUGUCAACAACUAACUCAGAGACACACGAGUUAAAUGUUUGCUUGAUUCAUUCGUCAUUCACCUGCUUGGUUCGGUGGUUUCAUUCGCUGGUAGGUGAGUUGGGAAUCAUUUUGAGCCCCAAGCAUCUUUCUGGAGGUUUCAUGCAAUCGAGUUCUAUCAAAAACGUGAGACAUUGCACACUUUUUUAGGGAAUAGAAGCAGUAGGAAUUAUUAUUUUAAGCAUGACGAGAAGGGAGGCAGUGGAUGCGGAAGUUACGAAAUGUCCACCAUGACCUUUUAAAAGGUCAAGAUUUGCUUUUUAACACGGAGAGAAGAUACUUGCGUCCGUAUCUGAGUUCUCUCAGAACAACUUACUAACACCAAAACAGCUACCACACACACACACACACACACACACACACUCACAAUCACAAUUCAAAGAACACGCUGCAGAGUAUGAAAGUGAGAAAGUGAAACAUCUAGAUUUCUCAUAGUUUAUACAUUUUGUACACGUACAAUAAAUUAACUGAAUCCACUGGGAUGCUCCUGA